AUGUUGCUUAUCGAUAAGACAGCUUGUCUGGGUCAAGGAGAUAGCAACAAUACAGAAGACGUACAUCAAUUGCCAUUGUCUACACCGAUCCUUGAAGAAGGUAAUUCGAAGGAACUUAUAGGUAGAUCCGAAGGAAUUGUGUACAGGAAGAUAGGUGAAGUGGGAAGUGGUUGCCAAUUUGACGUGCUUAUUUGUGAAGAGAUUAUCAAUGGCAAGGUCUCCGGAGAAAAGGUGGCCAUAAAGAAGAGAAAGCCUACAAAUGCAGGUAAAAAUGCUCUGGAUAAAGAAGUUCUAUUCCAGAACUUGUUCAGAGAGAAACUGAGUGACUCAGCAUAUGAUUAUAUUAAAGGAACGAUAGGGGUACAAGGAUCCCAAUGUCUCAUAUUCGAGUAUCUUGAAGGAGGAGAUAUUGCGCAUUAUGUCAACAGCCCUGUGAAAGGAAGUGAACGAGAAGAACAAGUCGCCACUUGGAUUAGAGAUAUAUUAGUUGCACUUGCCAUUAUACACUCCCUCGGUGUCUUGCAUCGCGACUUGAAGCCGAGCAAUAUCAUUCACGCAGGGAGGAAUGGGACUAGAGCGAAGUUGAUUGACUUUGGCUGGGUUGUUCGGUUUCAAGAACCAGGAAGAAAGGUGAAAGGAGGGGCAGGAUACAAGUUUAGAAGUCCUGAAGGCCAUCUAGAGAACUAUAUAAAUAACAAAGCAGAUAUAUUCGCCUUAGGACUCUGUACCUACAUGCUUCUCUUAGGUCGACACCCAUUUCUUCGUUCGGGAGAAGAUUUUGCGGACAGUGGGACAAGCCGAGCUCUUAUAGAUAGAAUCAGAGACGAAAACAUAGAUUUUGAUCUCCCAGAGUUCAAGUCCUUCUCAUUAGAAGCUGCUGAGUUCUUGAAAUUAGUGCUGCAAAAAGAUCCAGAACAAAGACCUGAUGCAAUAUUGGCACUACAGGACAAAUGGUUCCGAAAGUUUGGACUUGAUCCGAUGAUUAGGCCUGGUGAUUCCUGGUGGGUGAAAUGCAAAUAG
Fomitiporia mediterranea MF3/22 is the source of this 1020-nucleotide messenger RNA. RefSeq names its product kinase-like protein. Gene Ontology annotation, biological process: protein phosphorylation. The coding region runs from base 1 to 1020 and encodes 339 amino acids. Gene Ontology annotation, molecular function: protein kinase activity; ATP binding. The record is from RefSeq and is a predicted model, not a curated record. The transcript is spliced from 9 exons. NCBI's taxonomy places the organism in Eukaryota, Fungi, Basidiomycota, Agaricomycetes, Hymenochaetales, Hymenochaetaceae.